Molecule: messenger RNA, 1980 nt
Organism: Geodia barretti
Lineage: Eukaryota; Metazoa; Porifera; Demospongiae; Tetractinellida; Geodiidae
Source: the annotation of a GenBank genome assembly
CUCCUCUCCAGCAGUUGCACAGAGUACCAUAUCAACGGUUGGUUAGCAACUGGAAGCAAACACUUUGGGCUCUCCUCUGAGAGGGGAUACAUCCUGGAGCCGCGGCCAGCGGCCAAUAUCACUGCAAGACAAUUCUGCAUCGUCACCUCGCACCUCGCACCUCGCACCUCGCCGGUCCGUACGCGCACUUUGACCCUCGCUUUGACCCACUGCUGUGGGUGGAGCUCUGGGCCGCUAAUGUUGGACAGCGUGUUACAGUAUAACGUCGUAAAGCUGCUGCAGCGGAGGCAGAUAUUUCAAUAUUCCUCCGCAUGUGCCAUCCGGCGCAGAAUCACUGCGACGCUGCCAGUUCAGAAGAUUCAGCUGGUCGACAUUGGGAACCAGCGACUUUUGCUUGAUGGCCACGUACUGCUGGGCUUCAGCAGGUGCGGAAGACUUCUGCUGAGCUACUGCAAUGAGCUUGAUGUUACUGCCACACAGUCCACUUACACCAUCUACUGCUGGUUGUUUCAAGGCCGAUCUCCUCUUAAAUAUGUUUGUCAAGAGCCUUUGUUCAGAGGUGAAACUGUGCCAGCAGACUUGCAUUUGUUGGUAUGCCAGACUCCUCCCCCAACCCAUACAAUUGUAGUGGGAUGCAGUCGCCCCAGCAGGAGAACUAGUGCAGAGGACUUUUGCCGGCCAUGUUACAUCAGCAUUCUACCUUCUUUCCCUCCUUCUACCCUCUCCACUCCAUAUUCGCUCCACUUGAAGUUUGACUUGAUGCCUCCUUUUCCUUCCUUCAUUCCUUCACUGAGCCUGCGAGUAGAAAGUAAGCUGCAUAGUAACACUGUUUUGAAUUCUUUGGCAGAUUGUGUAGUUAUCAACAGUGGUGAUAGUGUGGUGGCAUUGCAUUACCUGCUGCCAAGUGAACCAUCAGACAGCAGGAGGUUGUGUGCCACACGGCUACGGCUACAGCUAGCAUCUUCAUCAGGUCCCUUAUAAGCCCAGCAGUCUUCACACACAGUUAACCACCCGGCUUGUUGAUGAUGACCUUCCAGGGAUGAAGACCUAUCCAGCACAUGCAAUACCUGUUGAUGUCUACUGUGAAGGAAGGAAAGUGUUGGACGUACAGCAUAUUUGUGUGCAGGUGUCUUUAGAUAUGGAGCUCUGGAUCAAUGAUGAAUUGCAGACCAAACUAUUGGAACAGGGGGUUACUUACCACUCUCUUACAGACUACGACGUACAACUGGCUGAGGUGUGCCCUGAGAGUGGCUGUGCAAUACUGAUUCUAGUUGCACUGCUGGAGGCAGCACCACACAGCACGCAUUGUUCUGGCUCCUACUCUGUAGAAAUGGUAGCGUCCUGGAGCCUAUAUAAAGGAACUAUUGAAUGGUUUCAGAUGUCCAGAUUGAAACCAGCUGUACCUUCAUCUCUCACGACAGGAGCAAGAAAGUGGAGCCCUGCUGCACCUAUUGCCAUAAGUUACCACCAACGGUACUCUUGUCUUCGCUCCUCUGAUACAAGUGUGAGGGCAUUCUCCAACCACACCGUGUUUUCAGGAAAAUCUCUACGGUGCCUCCGCCACACUUUCCUUCCAGUAUCUCUAACACUGCUGCCUUUAACACACUCUUCAUCAGUACUAGCACAAAAUUGAGCAGCUCUCAUCAAUAACAACACUGCAGUAAUAAUGUGUCUGAGUAUUAUAUGACAACUGCUAAACAUCAGCAUUGAUUUUCAUCAGAUGUAGUAGUGUGAUGUUCGUCUGGAGUUGCCAUUGCCAGAAUUUCAUCUAAUGCAUGAUCCAUCAGCUCUGGCCCACCAUCACUAUUAUUUGUGUAUGAAGUCCAGAUAUAUAUACUGGCAAUAGAUGAGCUUACCCAAGUAGGGAGGAGUUGAUGAGGCCAGCCAAGUGCUGUUGGAGAGACUCGUCUUCCAGCAAUAUGUCCAGCAGUUGCCGCGGAGCCAAAGAGGGGUCAGGGGGGGUCACCUGCAUCUCACUGA